Messenger RNA from Sphaerulina musiva SO2202, 549 nucleotides. RefSeq lists its product as uncharacterized. The record is from RefSeq and is a predicted model, not a curated record. NCBI's taxonomy places the organism in Eukaryota, Fungi, Ascomycota, Dothideomycetes, Mycosphaerellales, Mycosphaerellaceae. The transcript has 2 exons. Bases 1 to 549 code for a protein of 182 amino acids.
AUGGCUGUUGUUUACCCCUCCCUGUACUGGGUUGUUUACGCCGUCGGAUGGAUCCUGAAAACCAUCGCAUUCACCGUGUUACGCCUGCUGCACCUGCUAUAUCGCCCGGUUGCAUUCACUCUGCAGCCCGUUGUCUACCUCACCCAAUUCUUCUUGGCCUGUCUUGCUCUCCCAUUCAAGGCUGUGGUCAAGUUUGAGACGCUCUUCAUAUACUUGUCCAUCGCCGCCCUCGUAGGAGUCGCAGGUGGUCUGAUCAUAAGCCUGAUCUCCAGGAAACUCAAUGGCCUUUUCUUUGCUCCACGUCCAAUCAAGCCCAAAGUCAGGUCGGUCAAGGAUUAUCGCCAGCAGAAGCAGAAGCAGACACGCAAAGACGCAUUGCCUACCUUGAUGUUACCCUAUUUGUCGGAGCAUGCAAAUGGUCCUUCGCCUCAACGCCACUUGUCCCCGGGACAUGCGUCGCCAGGGCACGCAAGUCUAUCGGAUGGCAACCGCAGGAAGGCAGGUUUGCUAUCGACGACCAUCUUGGAGGAGGACGACUCAGACUUCUAA